This is a messenger RNA of Xyrichtys novacula (pearly razorfish), 42774 nucleotides long. NCBI's taxonomy places the organism in Eukaryota, Metazoa, Chordata, Actinopteri, Labriformes, Labridae. The record is from the annotation of a GenBank genome assembly.
AUGGUCAUGGCACUCAGGCGGAUCCCUCUGGUCUUCUGUCUGGGACUGGUAAGUACAAGCCUUCACAUUUAUUCUGUGUAGUACUGACAUUGACCUCUUAUUAAGACUAUGAAUUCUCUUUAUUGAUUGAUGAAUGUACAUUCUGAUAUAUAUUUACCAGGCAGCAGCAAAGCUGUCAGGUGAUACAGGUAAGUCACAAUCUUUUUCAUGUAACUCUCUGUCACAUGGUAAAAAAAACAAACAAGCAAGUUAUUGGAUAUAAAUGACACUGAAGACUAUAUGAGGUUACUUUAAGUUAUAAUAAAUUUCCCUGCAAAUUCUGAAUCACUUGAUCUUCUGACAAUCUCAUGAUUCAAAUAUUGUCCACUAAGCAUUACCUGACUGCACUAUUUGUUCUUAUGUUUGUAUUUGUAUCUGUACACUAGCUCACUGAGGGAAGAUCUGCUGACUUACUGACUUACCUCUACAAAUUUAAGAAAUUAUGUCAAAUGAAAACAUUUUAUAGCAUACAUCCCAGAUUUGAAAUAGUCAUUCAUGUUCAUGCAGCAGGGUUCAUAGCAACAUUAAAUCAAUGAAUCAGGUACUGUAGUUUUGCGCCUACUUUAACAAUGUUUUAUUUAUCUACAGAAAUAGACGUUGACAACGGCCGUGACUGGGACAUCUUUAACAUCAACAAAGGUUUGUGUGCUUGAUUGUAAAAUUAUGCAACAGUAAGUCUAAAUACUUGCAUCAACCAAUACCAUGUUUCUUUGCAGCUGCUGGGCUAGACCUGCUGGAGGGAGACAUCGAACAAGAUGAGGUACAAUUAUUUGGAGAUUGCCAGCAUAUAGUGCCCUGGUUUUACAAAAGAAAAGGCCAACAGUCCACGAACAGAUAUUAAACCCUUGUUAUUUUUGUAUGGCAGCUUAGUAAGGCCAGCAGUUGCAAUAACACAAAGUUAAAACACUUUGUAGAAAAAUUUCUACUCAACUAUUUCCAUCAGACAUUCAGCAGAAACACCAUCUUGGGUGAUGAGUAUCGCUGGCCAACCACCAUUCCCUACUACCUUGAGAACAACUUGGGUAAGACACUGUGCUAUAUUGAGGCUCAUACUCACAGUCAUUUCCCAUAAAUGCACUUGUACUUAGGUAUGUUUUUUAUGGUUUUCUGUGUCUCAUACUUUGUAAUGUUUAGAAAUGAAUGCAAAGGGAGUGAUCCUGAAGGCGUUAGAGCAGUACAGACUGAAGACCUGCAUCGACUUCACACCAUGGAGGGGAGAGCAGAACUACAUCUCUGUGUACAAAGGGAGUGGGUGAGCCAACUCUGAACAGCUCCUGUGGCUUACACUUUCACAUUGCUCUGCCCAAUUUUUUGGUUUCUUGCUUGGAAAUGGAUUUGGAUGCACAUUCAUUACCCUCAAAGACACCAUGGCUUUAGGGACACCAUGGACUCUAUUUUCGUGCCCGCCGGGUGCGGCGAAGGGUGGCUAUUUGGUAUUUUCGUAAACUGAGGCGUACCGAGGUCCGCCAAGCUGGGUGUGGUGGCGCAGGGAGGUGUUGACAUAAUCAGCUGGCGCAGUGACAUUUUAGUGCCCGCUGGUGGCGUAAAAAGUGCGCUGAAAGCUCACCGAUUCAAACCUGGUCAGCUUUCAGAGUUGGUCUAGUGGUAUUUUGGUAGACCGGCGUCGUAGUGUGCACACUUCACCACUGCCUCACAGGCAGGUUUCCACAAUGUCAGGCACAUUUCAGUGCAAUAGAUAAUCAACCACAACCAAUAUUCAGUGCAACUAUCUGAGUCAGCACAUACAUUUAGAUCAAUAUCAAUAUAUUCUGAUCUAUAUCUCAUCUGAUGAGCGCAUUUGGCAGGCAUUUGAACAGUCAACGUGACCAAAUUAACACAGCAGAAACUGCAUUAAUUCAGAUAUCCAGUAAAAAGUCACACAUAAUGAAAUUAACAAGAAAUUUAAUUUGUCCUCCACCCCCUUUCUCUCUUCCUCUUCUCCCUAGCGCAGCUCGACUCAGACAUGUUGCCAUGUCCUCUUCCCGUCCUGCUGCUGCAAGGCUUAUUUAUUUUGAAAAGUUGAACAAAAAAAUAAAAGAAAUUUUCAUUUAAAAUUACCAAUUCAUCUAAUGUUCUCACAGAGUUAUGGCCACAUACAAAUAUUAUAAUAUUUAGUUGCGUGAGCCAAGUUAAUUUUAUAUGCCAAUAUCAAUAAAAGAAAGAGUGUGAUGCAUCUUUUACGCACAGGUGGUUCUGAUUUUAAUGCCAGUAUUGGAAUUUGUUUACGUUGUGAUCUGUGCGCACAACCCACCUUUGUCACUCGGGGUUUAAAUAUAUGUAACUUGAUGUGAUUGUCUUUAUUUGUCGAAAAGGGUGUUUGUCUUAAUAGUGGGUACACACACCAAAUCCAUCUGUGCUUAUUUAAGAGAGUGUGGACGACACCCUCCAUAGCACCUACCGCAACACUUGUUGAGGGGCUGCCUUCUGUGGCCAUCAUGUGGCAUUGCUGUCUUCAGCCAUCUCUCGAUCUCUUCGACUUCUUUACGAAAAUUGUAAUACGCCUCGCCGGUGGCGGAUUUGAAGGUGAGAAGAGGAGCUGUUGUCAUUGGUGAAAACAGAACUAGGCUGUGUCAAACACACUCCAGGCCUUAUCCCCUCCCUCUCUACUACAUAUGCUGCUUGGAGGAGCUGAGUUAGGGAGGGGCAAUACUUAUGCUGGGCUGCGCUGCCACCAAAAUAACAAAGUGUACUUGGUCACGCCUCAUCAGCGCAGCGGACCUGACUUAUGCGACGCCUACGCCACACCGCCGGUGAGGCAUGAAAUAAGAGCCCUAUGGCUUUAGAGACCACUGUCACUUGUCACACAUCUUGCUUCCUCUCUCUGUAGAUGUUCCUCUUCUGUAGGAAACCAGCACAAGGGAAAGCAGCGGCUCUCCAUUGGUAAAAACUGUGAUAAACUGGGAACUGUUGAGCAUGAGUUCCUGCAUGCUUUGGGCUUCUGGCAUGAGCAGUCAAGAGCUGACCGGGAUGAUUAUGUCCAGAUCAUUUGGGAUCACAUUGAACCUGGUAACACUGUCACAUACAAACUGUAACUACAUGCAGGGGCGCUGCAAGGGAUUCUGGAAUCCAUGAAAAGAAGUUAUACAGGGUCCCCAACACAGAAGGCCAAAUUUUUGAUGCUUUUUUACAUAAAACUAUGCAUUUUUAUGUUACUAGUUUCUGUACACUCAUUUAGUCAAUCCUCCACAUCUGAAUUCCCUCAAUGAACAUGUAAACUGCUCUUAUUGGAUUGAAAUCAGUCACCCCAGUCGACUGCACACACAACAUAAUUUUCCGUUCUGUUCCUAUUGCACUUAUUCUAUUUCAAUGGUAGCUGAAUUAAAACAAAAUAAAAACAGUUGUGCUUUUUAAACCAUUAAAAUUGUUCAUAAUUAUUUUUAUUUUAAUAUUUACCUUUACAACAGAUUUAUCUUUUUUCUGUGUAUUGUUUUGUGACUGUGAUUAAGAAUAUUAUGAUUAAUCCAAAACACACAGCUGCUCACCUCCUUCCUCAUGUGGGGGCACUGGGGGGCUGGUGGAGUUGGGGACUGACAGACAGCUGCUUCUGUUUAGAAGGAGGCAUCGUUUUGACAGAGGGGAGGUCAACUAAUUGAAUAUAAGCAGCGAGUUUCUUGAGCUGACAUGGGUAGAAAAGUGAGCUAGCUUAAAAACCAUAUACAAGGACAAAGUUAAUAUUACAUAGCUUUCCACUACAUGAACCACUCAUAAACCCACCUUUCAUUGUGAAAUACUGUGUGACAUGCUGUCGACCGUUUAGUUCUUUCUCCUCUCCUAGUUUCCUUUCUUUGUAUUUUUGGCUGCCUAAUUUUUUUUAUAUUUAUGAUAUCUUUACUACCACUCCUUAGCCGCUCUGGUUCAGGCGACUGUGACAUACAGCUGCGCUGCCAGCAGCUGAUUCAGUCGGACUGAACCAUUUUACAUAAAUAGAGAGAGGGGGCCGCGGCCAUUAUAGUUUCCAAAACAAAAAAAAGUUAUUGUAACCAGGACGCUGUAUAUAGAAUAUCUGUGAUUAAACAUUACUUAUAACUUAGAGUCAUGUUAUUCUAUUUCAUUAUAUCUUUAUUAGGGGCCUCUCUGGGCCCCUCUCAAUCAUGGGCCCUUAUAAUCCUUCUCUUUUUUCCCCCCUUGUCGGCGCCCCAGACCACAUGUAAUAUAACACAGCUGGAAAAUGUGUAAAACAAUUUAAAAAGUUUUCUGAUGUUUUAUUUUUUUGUCCAGGCAAAGAGCAUAACUUUGACAUACAAAAUGACACAGUGUCUAGUGCCCUGGGUGUUCCCUAUGACUACGGCUCAGUGAUGCAUUACAGCAAGUCGUCCUUCAGCAUUGACUCUGAUCCCACUAUCAUCACCAAGAUCCCCAAGUUCAUGAAUUUGAUUGGUCAGAGGAUGGGCUUCAGUGCCAGUGACCUGACAAAACUGAACCGCCUCUACAACUGCAGUGAGUAAUCUCAGCCUUUUAUUUCCUUUUUUAAAAAGUGGGUCACAGAGGGAACAACAUGGUACAGACCAUUAAGUACUGAACUUUUUAACCUAAUAGAAGACACAGAUAGAGGCUUCUAACAUCACCUGCCCAAGAGCAUGUAAUAGAUCACAGUAAACACAGAUGUUUAUAGCUAAUUGAGGGCAAUGUUAAAAAAAAAUCAUUCACAAAGUUUCCCCUGAUACAAUAAAGCAAAAGUUCUUACAUGGCCAACAAGUUAAUAAGUGCUUUGCUAACCUGUGUGACAUAAGCUACCAUGUAAAAGUCAACCUGUUGGACUGCUGGUGAUGUCCAAUAAAACCAUGCAAGAUAUAUCUGAAUACUACAUACACCUUAAUAUAACUAACCCACGCAAAACUGGCUUUUACUGACAAGAUGCUUCUUGAGUUUGUUGACAAAUGCCUCACUUACUUUGUUAAUCUCUUAUGUAGCCACAAUGGCCAUCUUACAGUUACUAUUCCUGUCUUACUUAUUCAGCACAACAAUUUGCAGAAUAAGUCUUAAUUCAGUUUCACCUCAAGGGAAAAACUAGUACCAAAAUAAGGCAUCAAAGGACAGAUGCUGACAACAUUGCAUAUUCGCUGCAUUUGUUGCUGCAAUGAUUUUCCUUCUCUCAAUUUAGCACAAAUCAUCUAAAAAUUAUUGCAAUGUUUUUAGAGUAAAAAACACAAGUAUGAUUUAAUGAAACGCUGCUGGUCUAGUAGUAUUUUGGUAGACCCGCAGCGUAUCAGCAUACGUCACUGAUGCCUCACCAGCAGGUCUUCACAGUGUCAGGCACAUUUCAGUGCAAUAAAUAAUCAUCAACAACUAUUAAUCUGAGUUAGCACAUACAUUUAGUUCUACAUCAAUGUAUUCUGAUCUAUAUCUGAUCUGAUGAGCGCGUUUGGCACGCGUGUGGACACACAACCUGACCGAAUCAACACAGCUGAAACCGCAUUAAAUUGAAUUAAAUAUCUAGUAAACAGACACACAUGAUGAAGUUAUUUACUUUAAGCCUACAUACAGAUAUUAUAAUAUUCAUUUUUGUGAGGUAAAUUUAUUUUUUAUGCCAACAUAUAUGAAAGAAAGAGCCAGGCCACGGAGCGCAAUGCGUCAUUUACGCACAGAUGGUUCCGAUUUUAAUGCCAUUUUUGGAGUUAAUGUUGUGAUCUGUGUGCACAACCCACCUUUGUCACGUGAGGUUUGAAUAUAUGCAACUUGAUGUGAGUGUCUUUAUUUGUGGAAAAGGUUGUUUGUCUUACAAGUGGGUCCAACAUUACACAGACCAAAUCCAUCUGUGCUCAUAUGAGAGAGUGUGGAGGACGCCCAAUGCAAAGCUUACAGUGACACUUGUUGAGGAGCUGCCCUCUGUCGCCAUCUUGUGGCAUUGCUGUCUUCAGACAUCUCUUGAUCUCUUUGACUACUUCACAAAAAUGGUAAUACACCUUGCCUGUGGCGGAUUUAAAGGCAAGGAGAGGAGCUUCUGUGAUUGGUGAAAACAGGUCUCGGCUGUGUUAAACCCAUUCCGCGCCCUAGCUUCUCCCUCACUACGACUUACGCCGCUGGGAGGAGCUGAGUUAGGGAGGGGGGAUACUUACGCCGGGCUGCACCGCUCACCAAAAUACCAAAUUGUGCUUGGGAACGUCUUGUCAGCGCGGUGGACCUGACUUACGCCGCGCUUGCGGCACGUCUCCGGCGAGGCAUGAAUAUAGAGCCCAUGAUGUCUUUAUGAAAUGACUACAAGAGCAGAGCAAGAAUCCUAAAAUCAAAUAAAUAUAUCUGCCCAAACAGCAGGUUAGAUACUUGAGUAGUUGCUAAAGGAAUUAACCCUGUUACCUCCAGAUGUUAAACUGGCUUGGCAAUAUAAUGAAACAUAUAAUGCUGCUGUAAUUGUUACAUCAGAGGUCUGUACUGACACAAAAUGCUGUUUGAGAUAUGACAGUUUCUUAUGCAACACCCUAAUCACUCUGUGACUGAUUCUUGAAUGACUUAACCAUUUGAAUGUGUUAUUUAUGCAAAAAUCUAAUGUAGUACACCACAUUUUCACAACUCUACAGGUAAAAGAAAAAAUAAACAGUAAAUCAAAGACUCUUCAUGAAAUAAUACAGCUGAUUUGUUUUUGUUUUUAUCUCCACAGCCAUGUCAUCUACCUUUGUGGACAGCUGUGACUUUGAGGAGGACAACAUCUGUGGGAUGAUUCAGGGUCCUGGAAACAGACACUGGCAGCAGCUUAGCUCUGUUAGUGGAGGGCCUCAGACUGACCUCUCCAACACAGGACAAUGCAAAGGUAGGGUCUGUAUUUGCCGUUCAAAUAGCUAGUUGCUGGAUGAUAAAUCUGGAAUCUAAAACCUCUCUUUCUAAAUAAACGACUCAACUGGUUCUGGAUAUUCCCCCUAUGAUGGCGACAGUAGAACAUUUUUUUAUGACCGCAGACUGUACACAUUAACAUCUCUGUGUAGUUGCUGUUGCUCAUUUAACAGUUAUAUAAAAAAGCUGACAUCCUUAUCUUAUCCAUUUGAAGUCUAAGGAUAUUUCAAAGUAAAGUUUCCUUGUUCAAGGUAUAUCAUAUAAAUUAUGGCUCAAACAUCCUUCAGUUCUGUCUUUCCCUCCUUACAGGAAAAGGCUUCUUCAUGCACUUCAGCACAGUGUCUGCUGAACCUGGAGACCAUGCAUUUCUGGAGAGCCGUUGGCUUUACCCCAAACCUGGAGCCCAGUGUCUGCAGUUCUUCCUUUAUAACAGCGGUGCAAGCGAUGAUGUUCUUAAUAUCUGGGUACGAGAGUAUGACCAGGAAAACCCCAGUGGUAGAAUGAAGCUCUCCAAGAGUAUCUCAGGUAAUAAAUGUGAAAUAACAUGCAUAUGCCAGAAUUAACUGUAAGGAAUUUACCCCUCCAUGACUACAGUGGCUCCACAUAACACUUUGACUGCAUUAAUAUUUACCAGGGUUUGUUUUCAACCAGUUCAAGUAAAUAUAAUUUGAUCAAAGUUAUUUAGAGAUUUUAGCCGUGACCACCAGAAACCAGUACGUCAUCUUUGUAGGUGGAGUCAUGGGCUCCUGGGAACUGCACAACAUCGAGCUGGAUGUGAAAAACAAGUCCCGUGUGGUCUUUGAAGGGGUACGGGGAAAUGGUCCAUCCACAGGAGGUUUCUCCUUGGAUGACAUUAAUCUGUCAUCCACCAAGUGUCCUCAGCACAUCUGGCACAUCCGCAACAUAACUCGCUUGAUGAACACCACACCAGUAGGAAGUAAACUUUACAGCCCUCGAUUCCUGUCACCAUCAGGAUACUCAUUCCAGGUGAAUGGUACACUUGUAUUUCAUCCCCUCACUUUUAAGUGUAUGAAUAUGUUAAUAUAUGUUAAUAUGUUAGCUAACUUUUUAAUCAAAACAUCUGCAGCUCAAGUCUCAACUUCAAAGUUUUUUGGUUUUGGAGAGGUGAAAUCCAUAGACUACAACUGUUCAGCAUGUUUACUGUUGCUGAGCAAUAACUGGAUAUUCUUUUCACCGGGGAGGCAUGACGCAAAUCAUUUAUUACAAGAUUUUUUUUUAAAAGCUGUCAUGCACCCAGACUGACAAACUUAGCAGAUUCAAACACUGAGGCAAAAAUUUUACAAUUGCAAGAUAGUAACACAGUAAGAUAAGAUAAGAUACUCCUUUAUUAGUCCCACAAAGGGAAAUUCCCAUUUAAUGGCAGUGCAAUAGAGUGGUUGGCUACUUUUUACUAGUUGCUUUCUUCAUUUUGACCAUGACUUCUUUGGUCUGUAGGUGGGUGUGUAUCUUAAUGGAAGAAGUGACUGUCCAGGCUACAUGGCCAUCUUCCUCCAUCUGACUUCAGGCCCAAAUGACCACAACCUUAAGUGGCCGUGCCCGUGGCAAAUGGGGACUAUGGCCCUGAUGGAUCAGCAGUCUGAUGUCAGACAGCAGAUGAACAUGCACCACAUGGUCACCACAGACCCCAACAAGAUGUCGUCUGAUGGUAUGGACCUGUUCUGCCAAAUAGUGUAAUAGAUUAACGAGAGGAGAUAAUCAUUCAACUCUCACAAUAUUUUAACUCUGACCAUGAACAUUUUCAAAAACCCAACCAUGUAGGAUUUUGAGCAUUAAUACAGCCACGUGAUUGGCUAUUAGGAUGUAACUGAUAGGCAGAGGCUGCACUACAGAGAGCCAAUCAGUCCUAACUGAUCUCAUUCACAUUCCUUAAGCUAUGCUAAGUGCAUGUGGUUUGGUCUGGUGAGUACUGCAUUAUACUGCAAGCCCUCUGAUUGAUGUCAGUCAUCACUUCCAAUUCAGAGAAAACUGACUUCCCCACUGAGCUACAGCUACUCAGGAGAAAACCACGAUUGAGGUCAAAUAAAAGGAAUUCAUCCAAGUGGACUUUUACUUUGGAUGAGAGCAGAAAUUUCUCUUACUUCUGGGUGAAAAAAGGGUCCUUGUAGAAAGUCCUCAUAGCAGAUUUAUAGAAAGUGUGCAUGCUCUGAAUGACAGCUAGUCAUAGAAGAGAAGAACAGGAUUUCACUGAUAUGAACCAAGUUUGGUGAGACAUACUUGAAGGGUGUCUUAUUCAUUUUCUAACACUACAGCCAGUCUUCAUAUUUGUUAAACUGGAUUUUUCCCCCAACAGGAAGUGAGUACUACUGGGAUGACCCCAGAAAGGUGGGCUCUAAAGUGACCUCAUCAGAUGGCAGCUCUUACUAUCGAGGCCCAGGUUGGGGGAUAAACACCUUCAUCACCCACAGCAGACUGAAGAGCAGAAACUACAUCAAAGGCGAUGAUGCUUUCUUCCUCCUCAGUCUGGAAGGUGUGGAGUCUCUCAGACACAGGAUAGGACCAGGACUUUAAACACAAAUGAACCCUCAACAAAGAUCCUCUGUCUCUUUUUGUCUCUAGAUAUUUCUGAUCUGCUGGAGUCUCAGCCUCCUCCAGAUGAUGCCAUGUUGAAGGCUGCAGACCAAGAUGCUCCACAGAGGGCUGCUAAUAACCCAGCUGUGGUAACAGCCAUCGCAGGGACUGUGGGGGCAGUCACAUUGCUGCUUUGUGCGCUGAUCUUGGCAAAAACCUGGAAGAUAAGCAGGUGAGGGGGCAUGCCAGGGUUCAUGGGAGGGAUUGUGGUCUUAGGAUUAGCCAAGAUAAUAGAAAUCUAGGCUUAUAAUAUUUCACAGUGCUGAUUUAGGCCAUGCAUCUGAAGCAAAGUGCCAUGUCUCCAAUAUUAAAUGUGUCUCUGAUAUUUUUUACAGGAAAACCCAACAAAAGGGUUACCGUUCUCUCUCAGUCAAUGACGUCUGAUCCAAGAAGGAGCAUGCUGUACUUUCUACAUCAUCUGAAGACACAAAAACAGGCAAAUCCCUUUCUUUUUUUCAAAUCUUUUUGCAUAUGCUGUUUUUCAUGUUUCCAGCCUUUCAGUUCUGAAGUUAUCCUGUCAAUACUUUUUCUUUCUACUUCAUUUCACAAGCACCACCAGAUAGUUCUAACUCUUAUCUUCAGAGCAGCAAAACAAACACUGAAAUGGACUCUAUAAAGGUGGGCAAUGGCAGCAUGGCGCUUCUCAUACUGGACUGUGUAUUUUUGUGUCUAUUUUGCCAGAAGGUUAUCUUGUUAUCAUGAGAAACCAAGCUUUGUGUACUGAAGAUAAUGAGAAACAUUUAUCAUAUACAAAAAAGCAUUACAGUAUAGUGGUAUUUUUAUUUUGUCUUUUCUGAGUCGUUUUGUUUUAUAUAGGAAAGUGUAUGGAAAUGUGUAUGUGUGCUGUCUUUGUGCAUGUUUUUAACUCACUGCAAAUGAAUUUCCUCACGGGGCAAUAAAUUCUACCUACCUACCUACCUACCUAUUAUCCUAGAUUAUUCAUGACUGCAUAUCAGAUUUAAAACAGCUUCUGGUGUGUUAUUGAUAUAAACUCUGAUUUUUAGGUUAAAAGCAAUAUUAAAACAACAGCCAUGUUCACAAUACCCAAUAUAUAUAUUGUUUUAAUGUCAUGGAUCAAUUCAGAAUUUGUCUGACUCAUUUUUCUGACUGGGAUAAUCAUGUAUAUUACAUUAAAAUGUGCAUAGAACAAUAAAUGUUGUCAUGAUAUUGUGUUUUACCAGAUGCACAAAAGAGCCAACAACAUGCACUUGACACAAUUUCAGUCUAAUGAGUUCCCAAUGAAAUGGUUAAACACACUGAUUGCAUUGUUUACAGUUAUAUGUGUGAAAUAACCUGCUAAUGGUACUGAUUUGGUCUUAAAAGUUGACCGGAAGUGCUCUUACUUUGAAACACCAAGGAAAUCUUUUCAGUGUUGUUAUUGUUGCUGUUCAUAUUAAAGAACCGGUGAUUGUUGUUCCAAAUGAAGCCACAUAAGGUCUCCAAACAUCUCUUUUUUUUUCUUUUUUUUAGUCUGUGAGCAUUCAGAAAUGAAAAACAUGUACUGCAACAAGUUCAAACCCAGACUAAGGCUAAAAAGGACCGGUGGCAGCAUAUUUAGUUUGGCCUCAACAUUAAUACACACAGAACUCAGUGUGUUUUAGGAAAUUUUUGGAGGUCUGAACAGUCCUACACUGAUCAUGCCACAUGUAUAGCUUUCUUUUUGUCUCUCACGUUUACAAAACCAAAUUCCAUUGAAGUUGGGAAAUUGUGAUAAACAUAAAGAAAAACAGAAAAAUGAUUUGCAAUUCCUUUUCAAACUGUAUUCAUUUUGAAUACACUUUUUUUGCAAAUAAUAAUUAACUCAGAAUUUCAUGGCUGCAACACGUGCCAAAGUAGUUGGGACAGGGGCAUGUUUACCACUAUUUUCCAUCACCUUUCCUCUUAACAACACUCAAUAAACAUUUGGGAACUGAGGAGACUAAUUGUUGAGGCUUUGAAGGUGGAAUUCUUUCCCAUUUCUACCUGACGUACAGCUUCAGUUGUUCAACAGUCCAGGGUCUCUGUUGUUGUAUUUUAUGCUUUAUAAUGCGCCACACAUUUUCAAUGGGAGACAGGUCUGGACUGCAGGCAGGCCAGUCGAGUACCCGCACUCUUUCACUACGAAGCCACACUGUUGUAACACGUGCAGAAUGUGGCUUGGCAUUGUCUUGCUGAAAUAAGCAGGGCUGUCCAUGAAAAAGACAUUGCUUGGGUGGCAGCAUAUGUUGCUCCAAAACCUGUAUGUAUCUUUCAGCAUUAAUUUUGCCUUCGCAGAUGUGUAAGUUACCCAUGCCUUGGGCACUAAUGCACCCUCAUAUCAUCACAGAUGCUGGCUUUUAAACUUUGCAUUGAUAAUAGUCCGGAUGGCUCUUUUCCUCUUGGCCCGGAGAACAUGACGUCCACUAUUUCCAAAAAAAACUUGAAAUGUGGACUCGUCAGACCACGGAACACUUUUCCUCUUUGCAUCAGUCCAUCUUUGAUGAGCUUGGGUCCAGAGAAGCCGGCGGCAUUUCUGGAUGUUGUUGAUAAAUGGCUUUCGCUUUGCAUAGAAGAGUUUUAACUUGCACUUACAGAUGUAGCGACGAACUGUAUUUACUGACAGUGGUUUUCUGAAGUGUUCCUGAGCCCAUGUGGUGAUGUCCUUUACACACUGAUGUUGGUUUUUGAUACAGUGCCGCCUGAGGGAUCGAAGGUCACGGGCAUUUAAUGUUGCUUUCUGGCCAUGCCGCUUACAUGCCGUGAUUUCUCCAGAUUCUCUGAACCUUUUGAUGAUAUUAUGGACCGUAGAUGUUGAAAUCCCUAAAUUCCUUGCAAUUGUACUUUGAGAAACGUUGUUCUUAAACUGUUUGACUAUUUGCUCAUGCAGUUGUUCACAAAGUGGGGAACCUCACUCCAUCCUUGCUUGUGAAUGACUGAGAAUUUUUGGGGAAGCUGCUUUUAUACCCAAUCAUGGCACCCACCUGUUCCCAAUUAGCCUGCUCACCUGUGAGAUGUUCCAAGUAGGUGUUUGAUGAGCAUUCCUCAAAUUUCUCUGUAUUUUUUUGCCACCUUCCCAACUUCUUUGUCACGUGCUGUUGCCAUCAAGUUCUAAAGUUAAUGACUAUUUGCAAAAAACAAUAAAGUUUAUAAGUUUGAACAUGAAAUAUGUUGUCUUUAUAGUGUAUUCUAUUGAAUAUGGGUUGGAAAGGAUUUGCAAAUCAUUGUAUUCCGUUUUUAUCUACGAUUUACACAUCUUACCAACUUCAUUGGAAUUGGGUUUUGUUCAUGAUGUUUUAGAAUAAUGACAUAAACACCUCAAUCCAGCAUGACAGUCAGUCAUUUGUUCAGACAAAAAAGAGACAGUCAAAUACGAGUUAAAGCCAACAUCAUUUUAUUACACAUUAGCAUGCAUGUGUGCUGUGACAAACAUACACAGUUUCAUACAUGUUGCCUGUGUGUCACAUACAACGACCUCCUCACAUUGUGCCUCAUGUUUUAUUUUCCACCUUUCUAAUUUAAACAGUUUGAUCUCAUGUGGCAGCCGGGGGCGGGGUUAACGGAGAAUGGAAUUUGGAAGAAGAUGUAGUACAAUACUGUAACCCCUAUUUACCGAUUCACCAAUCAACUACUGAUUACUGAAUAUAAUUUGAUUUUGUUGCUGACAACGCCACCCCAGGAAUUUCACCUGGAGAGUAGAAUUACCCCUGAAUAUAAAACUAGGGCACACACAGGUUCGUCUGCCAGUGAAGACAGGAGGCUGUGGUCCAGUGUACAAAUACGUUGAAUUUUAUUCGACAAUGUUCACCAAUGACAAAGUUGAUAAAAUAUUUUUUCACACAAACACACACACACACUUCUAUAACAACAAUGUUGCCUAUAAAAUUGUUGUGCAAAUAGCAAACACUGGCUAAAUCAAAAAUAACCACAAAUAUUAAAUAAAGAAAACUAGCAAGCAAAAAAAGGAAGAAAAAUAACUCAAAAUAUUUAGAAAUGACCAAACCAAACAAACAUGCAAAUAAACCAAAUACUAAUAACUAACAAAACAAAGUACUCAAACCGGAAAAACUAAACACAAAAACACUCAAAUCACAAAAUAAUAUCAAAUGAUUUAAACCAUAAUAGACUAAAUGCCAACAAAAUGAGGAAGCUGAGGCAACAGGUUACCAAAAUAAAACGUGGUCUCAAGGGUGUUGACGUCACCUCAUAUGAAGCAGAACGCCAUCAAAUCAAAGUUAGAUGCCGAUAGUGACGGCCUUACCAAAGGCGAUGAGACAGGAGUACAGUAAAGCAGGUAGCAGCGGUAGCAGAAACAACCACAGCAGCAGCACAGGAGCAAACCAGCAGCCCAGAAGCCGACAGCAGCACAGAAGCCGGCAGCAGCACAGGAGCAAACCAGCAGCCCAGAAGCCGACAGCAGCACCGAAGCAGAACAGCAGCACAGCCGAUAGCGGCCCGAGAGGAGGGAGGAGAGUUUAGGGCAGCCCGACCGGCUCACACACACAAAGACUAAUGUGAGAAAAAUAUAAUUUAGCACCACGGCUUAAUAAUGAUAGCAUGAGUUGCAGUCAUUUAAAACACAUACCGUCAGCAAGUUGAAUGAACCUCACGAGGGCGAGGGAACGAGGCACCCGAAGCGCCACAGAGAACUAUCAACGGCCAAUCAGCUAAUCAACCCCAGCUGUGUGGGGAUGCAGGAAGACACACUUUGGGUCCCGCAAUCGGUUCGAUGCAGGAGAGAGAAGACCAAGUGAGGAACUGUUGGAGACAAAAGCCAACCCUGACGGCAACCGCAAAACUUUUAAAGCGAUGAAAUAAAGUAUGUGAUUGACAUACCAGGAGCAGCGAACUAAGCACACAGCACAAUCCGGCAGCGAGGCGAUCAGGUACGGUGACCAGGUGUUGCAUUUAUACGGAGAGAGCACAGCUGACAAGAGCUCUGAGCAGAGGGAGAGGGCUCGCAGGGAGCAAGCACCCACAUUUAAAGACUAUGACCCCCUGAAGGCAUAGGCCGAGACUGCAGCCUAAUCAAGAUACAGCUGGGCUGUCGGCCCAUACUGCCACACUCACAAAGAGAUCUCCCUCCUACAAUGAGCUGGUAUUUGAUACCUCUUAGACAGUGGUAUUGUUUAAUGAGUGUGUUUGAAUGUUUCUGCACAUUGUGGUCAAGUUACAGUGCUUUACCGUUUCUUUGAGAUGAGGAAUUUGAAAACUGCAUGUUGACUAUUUGCUCAAAAUAAUAUUGAAAAUCUAUAAUGCCUUUUUUUUUAACAGACAAUAUAACAUUUUACAUUUCAAAAAAUUGAGGAAUGGUCUGAUCCAACACACAUUAAUGUCCAUUCUCAUUGGAUAAAAUCAGCUCCAUUAGUGAGCCCAGCUUAUGUGUAUAGCCCCUGUACUGUUUUCAGUGGUCUGGGUGGAGAAUGUACCAAGAAAGUUUUAUGUUAUUGUUAUGUCCAAAACUCACAAAAUGACUGCAUCUUCCAUAAGUGGGACUAUAACCCACCCCAUGUUUAAAUAAAGGACUGUGACUGGGUCAGUAUUCUGGACUUAGAGGGGAAAGAGUUGAGAAAGAAAGCAGCUUUAGACCCACGUGACAACAAAAAUGAAUAUGAGCAUUACAUUUAUAGUUGACAGAGUUAAUGAAUUUAACUUUGGGUAUAAAUACAGUUCUUGUAGUGUAUUGUACACUGUUGAAUUUUCUGCAGCUUGAGAUCAAUGCAUUCAUUCAUCACUCUGCAUCCUACACAAAGUUAUUAUGAAAAAUUAUAUUUCAAAGCAAAAUCAAUUUCAUCCAAAGGCAUCGACCGAAACCAUGCAACAUAGAACGUCCUUGCAGUGACUACAUGCUAAAAGAGCCAAUCAUUUUUCUGACCUUGAUUAUGUCAUGUAACUAGCAACACAACUUAACUAGUUUUCAAUGACUGAAGCCGGGUAACUUCCAGCAUGGCUUGAUUGUCUGGUUGAUUUCAUGAUUCAUCACUUUAUGGUUCACAACAGGAGAAAAAGGGUAUAAAGAAAUGAGCAUUAAAUUUCCAGGUGAAAACUUUAAUUGUCAAAGUUUUGUGAACAGGGGCCACAGUAUUUGUGUGAAUCAGCUUUUUUACUCUCCAGCCGUUCCUCAGAAUCAGCUGGCGCAGUGACAUUUUCUUGCUCGCCGGUGGCGUGAAAAGUACGCUGAAAGCGCGCCGAUUCAAACCUGGUCAGCUUUCAGCGCAGGCGGAGCACAGCUGGUCUAGUGGUAUUUUGGUAGACUGGCAACACAUCACGCAUACGUCACUGAUGCCUCACCGGCAGGUUUCCACAGUGUCAGGCACAUUACAGUGCAAUAAAUAAUCAUCAACAACUAAUAUUCUGAAUCAGCACAUACAUUUAGAUCUAUAUUGAUAUAUUCUGAUCUAUAUCUUAUCUGAUGAGCACGUUUGGCACGCAAUUGGACACUCCAACUAACCGAAUUAACACAGUUGAAACCGCGUUAAAUAAAAUAUCCAGCAAACACAUGAUCCUUUUAGUGAUCCCCUGCAUCCUACCCACUCAUUAGCUUCUUAAAGUGAAAAAAAAUUAUCUCAUAUUUAAAAAAAAAACAAGUAUUGGAUCAUGACAACAGGUCAAAUGGAGCAGCAAACUUUCGUUCUGUUUUUAGGUAUUUAAAAAAUACACACACAGAGGUGUACUUGGGUAUAUAAACUGUACAGUAAGCUGUUAAGGUAGAGAACAUUAUAUUUUUGGGGCAGCAAAUAUUCCAAAUCAGAGGGCUAUUAUUUUUCGGCAUAUCUGAAUAGCCUGAAUGAAAUCAUUAAAGGCACAUGCUUUAGAAUCAGUCCAAUGGUAAGGAAAACUUGGAAAAUACACCUUGUUGUGUACUUUCAACCGCGCUCCCGUCAGGGGGUGCAUUCUACAGCAGGGGUACAUUCUAUGGCCUGACGUCUCUUCGUGUCCUCUCUCCAUCCUGCUGCUGCUGCGGUGGCAUGGCUAACCAGAUAAUUUAUUUUAGUGAUCAGAUGAGUUAUUUCAAAAAUUUGAACAAAAAAAUAAAAUGAAAUAAAAGAAACUUUUACUCAAAAUUCCCUGUCUGAUUUCCUCACAGAUUCCUCAAGAUUCUGUAAAUAUUCAAUCCGGAGUCAGGCCCACAUACGAAUAUUAUAAUAUUCAGUUUUGUGAGCCAAAUCUAUUUUAUUUGCCAACAUCUGUGAAAGACAGAGCCAGGCCACAGAGUGCGAUGCGUCCUUUAUGCACAGAUGGUUCCGAUUUGAAUGCCAUUAUUGGAAUUCAUGAUGUGAUCCGUGCGCAAAACCCACCUUUGUCAUGUGGUGUUUAAAUAUAUGCAACUUUAUGUGAUUGUUGCCAUCGUGUGGCAUUGCUGUCUUCAGACAUCUCUUGAUCUCUGUGACUACUGCACGAAAAUUCCAACGGAUUUAAAGGUGAGAAGAGGAGCUGAUGUUAUUGGUCAAUACAGGGCUAUGUUAAACCCACUCCACGCCCUCUCUCCUCCAGCUGGGAGGAGCUGAGUUAGGGAGAGGGGAUACUUACGCCGGGCUGCGCCACUCACCAAAAAAUGUGACUUACAUCACAUCGCCGGUGAGCCACGAAAAUAGAGCCCCAGAGUAUAAAAGGAAACAGCUAGUGUUAGUUCAAUCACAGGUUAAACACAGGAGCAGUUCAUUAAUGGGGGGGGGGGAAAUAAAGCCAUUUACAAAUUUCCGAAUAUUUCAAUAAGCUACAGGCAUAAAGAGAAAUGGAUUGCCAAUCAGAUUGUCCAUUAUCUAGGAUCUCGGCCUGGUGGUGUCAAAAGCACUGGAGAAGUCGUAAUCAUGAUCCUCACAUUGCUCUCUGUUUUCUCAAUGACAAAUAAACAGACCAGUGCAUGUGGAUGCCUUCCUCUUUGAUGUUAGUUACAGUCAGUACUCAGUCAGAGAGAGUAGAGAACAAGGGUGAGAAAGAGAGACAGGGGACAGCAGCAACAUUAAAACAACAGCAACAACAACAACAAGAGCUCAUGUACUGGUGAAACAAAAUGAAUUCAGUUUACAGGGUUAGGAUAUGAGUAAUGAGACAAUGUUAAAUUAAUUUAAUGGGAUUACAGUCAGCAGGCCUAAUAGUAGUUACCUCUAGAUUUAUGUUAUUAAUGUCAGUGAGGCUGAUGUUCAUGUCUGCAGUAACAGUCCAGAGGAACCCAAAAGAAGAAGGAGCUCAGGGCCUGAGGCGGACAAUCAUAAACCAUGCAGCUGGAGUCAGGCAGGUCUGCAGCAGCCAACCGUCUGUAGCAUCAGUCCAGAGCAACCUCGGAGACUGGGGAGCUCAGAGAUACAGAGAGAUCUGGUUAGCAAUUAGAUGGGAGAAAAUGACUAACUAAUUAUGGACUAUGUUAAAUUAAUUUUAGGUGAUUAAUGUUAGUUAGGCUGACGUACGUGUCUGCAGCACUAGUCCAGUGGAGCCUAAGAGCUGGAGGAGCUCAGGGCCUGAGGUGGACAAUCAUGACCCUCACAGUGCUCUCUGUUUUGUCAAUGACAAUGAUGCUUUUACUAUUGUUGUCAUAGUGUACUGUGUAGUGUAUAUUGAUACAAUCUGGUCAAUAUUGGCCAAACGUGGUUCUCUGGGACCUCAUUUGAAUGCUAAUUUUGUGAUAACCCUGGCUGUUUUUUUUAAACAAUCAACUAUGUAACCAACUAUCUUUCAGCCUUCUCUCCAAGCAAGAUCCUGAUCCUAUGGGAGCUGUUGUGUUUUUGAAUUACAGUUACAUAUUUACAUACUUAUUUAUAUAUUUACUUUUUUCAGUUGGGUGGUCUCUUCUGGCAGAAACAGUGGACUACAAUUCCCUCAUUCUUCAGAGAGGAUGUUUCUCUGGGCAGGAAGUAAAGCAACAGAUGGAGGAAGUGAUCACAGGUAUGAAGACUGACAUACCUGUUGGUUUAAGACCCUUACAGUAUAAGAACUGUCGAAGGGAAAAUGAGAAGUGCAAAUAUGUCAAAAAGUCUAAAUUUGACUGUCUUUGAUUAUAUUGUCAUCUUGCUGCCUAGGUAGUGUGACUCUUGGAAUUAAAAAAAAAAAAACCCUGACAGUGCUGACAUUGACAUGAAUCAUAUAUUGUAAAUAUCUUAUGGGGAAUAAGGAUAUUUGCUUUUGUAAAUCACAAAAAGGCUUCUGUAUGAAUUUGAGUCUCUAAACUUCAAAAAACUCUUCACAGGGUCUUUAAAUUAAAUCAAGCUCUGAGCUUUUAUUUGCUCUUUCUAAUCAAGCAUUGAAAAGAGAUGAGGAACGAAAUCUUCAUAGUAGUCAUUCUCUUUGUCUUUUAAUUACCUUUAUUCAAAUGUGAGCCUGUGUGCCACCAAUUGUUUCCAAAGGUUAAUUAUAAUUAAAUUAGCAUUGAAGUUAUCAUUACUUCCAAAUGUGGUCUGUGACAGACAUUAAUUACAACCUACUGACUCAAAUGGUCAGUUGUAAGCAAAGACGGAGAUUAUGAUGUCAUUUGACAUAUAAUUAUAUACUCAAUGGGAGUAUUUGAGCUACAGAUGAGGAGGAGAGUAAAUAAGAAGAUCAGGGGCCUUAUGUAUCAACGUUUGCGGCGCAAGAAAACCUUGCGUACGCCAAAAUCAGCGCACACUUCCAGAUUUAUCAUCGCAAAACGAGCGUCGGUUCCAGCGCUAAUCAACGCAAAGUCAGUAGGUGGUGUAGAAAUUGGCGUUGAGCUGAUAUAUGCGUUGACGGCACUUUGGCGACGCUGUGUGGCGGUGUUUAGUGACUCACUAUCUGACAAGCGUCCACACAUUGCAGUGGAUUAAUUGUUAAUCCGACAGCUGUUCAUGUGUUAAUUGUGUUAAUUUGUAACACAUUAACACAAACACGAACACCUGUCGGUAUUACUGGAGGGGCUAUAAAAGAGCGCAUACAACUACACAUAGAGAAGACAACAUUCAACAAUGGCAGCACUUGCGCUGAUCGAAGACUUACAAAACCGUGCCAUCCGACGUGAGCGUCAUUUUAUGGAGCGGGAGGACCUGCUCCAGAACAGCAAUGAGUGGCUCAUGAGCCGGUCCCGGCUACUGCGGGCCAUCCUUUUGGAGCUGUGCGAGGAGCUCCGCCCCGGUGCUCCAGCGAUCAACGGCCAGAAGCCGAGCGGUGGCCGUGCGAACGCUGGUGCUGGGCACACUCGGCUUCUUGGCCACAGGGUCCUUCCAGCGGGCGAUGGCGGACCGUGCUGGGGUGAGCCAGUCCACCAUCAGUGGUGGACCAGCUGAUCCGCCUCUCUAACAGGUAUAUUAAAUUCCCCUACGGUGCGGUUGAACAGGCCAAUAUUAAAACGCAAUUUGCAGCAAUAGCCGGAUUCCCAAACAUAAUCAGAGCUAUUGACUGCACUCAUGUUGCCAUAAAAGCGCCGUCCCAUGACGAGUACGCUUACGUUAACCGCAAAGGCGUUCACUCCAUCAAUGUGCAGAUCAUCUGUGAUGCACAGAUGAAUCUGCUCAACAUUGUUGCGAGGUGGCCCGGUUCAACACACGACUCGCACAUCAUGUACAACAGCACUGUUGCGGAGAGGCUCCAGGCAGGUGCAGUGACAGAUGGGUGGCUGCUGGGUGAGUAAAUAUGUAAUGUUAUAAUUUUAUUAAAGAAACUCAACGUGCAUCAGUGACUUGAACCAAAUGUGUGCAACGCUGAUGUAUUGUACCCUGUGUUUGAUUGCGAGUACUCGAUGGAUGUUGUGGGUUAUUGAUUGCUUAUUGCUUGCUAUUAUUACAACGCAUCAAGCCCAAGACUUAACACACUGUGCUUUUUCUGAAGGUGACAGUGGCUACCCCCUCAGGACCUGGCUGAUGACCCCUCUCCACAACCCCCACACUGACCGAGAGCGGAGGUACAACCAUCUCCACUCUCGCUCUCGGUCAGUGGUGGAGAGGGCCAUUGGCCAGUUAAAGGGUCGGUGGUGCCGUCUGGACCGGAGUGGCGGCGUGCUUCUAUAUCGUCCGGAGAAGGUGUGCCACAUUGUGAUGGCGUGUGGUGCUGGUCCUGGCCGACGACUCCGAGCCGGCGGACGGGCUGCCGCGGGCCGGGGUUCCACAAGCCGGCGACACGGCCGACACAUUGAUUUCUGUGACACAAUAAAAAUAUUGGUUCAUUUCAAUUCCUGCUUCUGUGUAUCUGUUGCGUUUACAUCUAUGGCAAAGCAUGUGGACAUUUGUGUGACACGCCACUUACCCUCCGGUUGGCUGUCUGAGUCGCCGUGGGUAGCGGCGACAAUCCCCCCCACAGAGGCGCCCCCCAUAAUCGAGACCCUAUUUAAAUAAAUCUGCAUAUUUAUAGGAGGGCGUAACGGGGGGCGGGCCCAGUCACUCCGACAUCUGCGCUCAAUUCCACGCUGAUUGGGAUUUAUCAAGGAAACACACCUGGAUUUCGGCGCCCGCACACAUUGAUACAUACGGAUUUUUUUCAGCAUGACGGACCUUGCGUGCGCUCGCUUCUGGUAUGAGUUCCACGCAAGUAUUGAUACAUAAGGCCCCAGAUGAGCUAGAAACAGAAAGCACUAAAGCUGAAGGGAAAAGAUGAGCAUAGACUUGUAGUGAUGAAUACAUACAACAGUCAAGGAUAGUUAACGUGUGUGUGUGCUGUUAACAUUGAAAAUGUAUAGAAAAGUAAGAAAAAGAAGUGUAGGUAUAUAGGAGAAAGUAUUACAGGAUACAUAAUUGCAAAUGGAAUGAGGGUAAAUCUCAUUAACAGACCAAACAACAUAAAGAGGUUGUUACAGUUACAACAGGACAAAGAGUAUAUAGUCCUGACAGCAGGUGGGCUGUUUCAUUGCCUAGAGGUAUGUUACCCUCAGGCAUCAUUUUAGGCUUUUGGGGUCAGUGUGGAUGAACCAAUGAUGGCUGAGGAACUCAUGCAGAGGUCAUCUUCAUCAUUUUAAGUUUCUAAUGUAACAAAUGUGAACAUAAGUUUCAAAUAAACAAUGAAGCAAGAGGAAGCUAUAGUACAUAUUUUUAUCACCACUUCAUUUCAUCACAAAUCAUGCUAUGGCACAGGAACUCAAACCCUCUUUUUAUUUUGGUGUGUAUUUCGGUGCCAUCUGGUGGAGAGGUUGCAGAUUUCAACCAACAUACACUCCUGUCACCCUUCCUGUUACAAUAUUACAAUGUCAUUUAGUUGACACAGGUAUCCAAAGUAAUGUGCACUGGAGAACAAGAGCAAUACAAGCAAAGAUCUAGACAAGACGAAAAAAAGAUCAGUAUGAGCCACAAAGUGCUGUCAAGUCCCUGUGCAAGCUGUCACACUGAAUGUGUUGCAUAUGGUAUGAAAAGUCCCACAGUAGAAAUCAGGAUAAUUUCUGAUAUAAAAAAAGACAGACAAGGUGUUCACUAAUACACACAGAAAUACAACACAUAAUAAAUACGUGUCUAGCAAAAACAUAUUUGGAGUCUAAGUCAAACUUGUUUCCUAGCAUGUGAGUCCUUUGGUAUGUCUUUAAAGAAGACAUACCCCUUCAUUAAUAUUGAAUUUUUUUGUUUGUUUGUUUAUUUGUUUGUUUUCCAGAUCAAUAUACCAGAAGAUUCGUGAAUAUGAGGUCCUGGACAAGAGAAAGACAGUGACAGCUCUGAGGCCAGGAGAGGACAGAGCCAUCCUGCUGUAGCCUGGCUGUGCCAUCCUGUUGCAUGAAUCACUUGACGUUCCUUCCCACCACAGUCUGGACUUCGGCCCAUUGGAAGCCCUGAAAGUGAGCGGGAGUACUUUCCUUGAUAGACAGACUACUGUAACCAAUCACCGUAACCAAGCAUCUGACAUCAUCACAGAUGCUUGGUUAUGGUGAUUGGUUACAGUAGUACAUGGGCCAAUCAGGGGCUGCCUUUCCCUGUUGUCCGGGUAACAGUGGAAACACGGUCUCUGAUUGGCCCGGUUAUUUUCUGAUCGGGAGUACACGCUCCCAAUGGGCCGAAGUCCAGACUGUGGUGGGAAGGAACGUCAAGUGAUUCACGCAACAGGAUGGCCCAGCCAGGCUAAUCCUGCUGGGCCUCAGCAUGGUCCUGCUCUCUAUCAUGAUGUACUUUGUGGUGGGGAUAACGAUCUUGCGCUCUUACUCUGACAGGUGAUAACAGGCCACAUGGUCCCUUAAAUGAUGUUUGAGUAUGAGAAGGCAGAAAUAAAUCCUCUUUGUGGGAACAUGUUCUUACUGCUGGUUAUUUUAUAUCCACCUGGUGAAGAACAGUUUUUUUUUCUCUAGAAGUGUAUUAGAUACAGGUAUAUAUUUAACUUAUUGCUCUCCGUCUUCCAGUUUAUGGACAGGUGAAGCAAGCUGCACAGUUGUGAAUUCUACCAUUGUGUGGGAUGUGAACUGUUCCUACAUCUGUGGAGCAGAGUGCUGGAAGAGUUCCCGAUACCCGUGUCUGCGGGUCUUUGUCAGCCUCAGCUCCUCAGGGAAGGUGAUGAGACUGUUUCACAAUGAGGAAACCCAGGAUAGCAACCCUGAGGUAUGACAUGACAACUGAUCUUUCAAUAUUUCAGGGAUCCAAGUAUUUCCACUGCUCCACUAGUCCACCAGUAAGCACAGACAUAACUUUACAGGACAUUAUCUGAAGGAUUUAACUUUGUAAAACUGAAACAAAGUAAAAACAUUCACCUACUUUUCUCUCUUCUUUCCUUCAGUGCUUCUACAUCCUAAAGUGCACCAAAGACUAUUCAGCCACACAUGCUGUGGUUCAGAACAUUUCUGAGCAUUUCAGGUCUCAGCACGCCAUUCAGUGUUUUGUGGAUCCAUCGGGCAAAAUGGACAGCGCCAUCGUGAGCCAGAAGAGGUGACGGGAGUCCCUGUUUAUUGGACGUUGCAUCGACAGUAAAAGAGCUACAAGAAGAAAAGACACAACUGUCUAGAUCUUUGCUCUCAGAUGUAUUUGAAUAACAGCGGCUCUGUCACUAGAGCCAAGGAUCUACUGUAAUCCACAAACAAUCAAAUAGCAGAUUCAAGAGGCUCAUAAAUUUGUGCAUAUAGUUUUGCUGGUGCUUGAACCAAAAGUUAAACCCUUGAAAUGAUUAUUUCUAGAAAUGUCAGAAAAGACUUUUAAGUGCCUGUUAAGGGUUUCAAGGGUUGUAAGUUGUAAGCAUAUUGCACAACCUGUAAGGGUUGUGCAAUAUGCUUGUGCUCUUCUUUUUUUUUUUUCAUUUCCGUGGUGUAUAAAGCAUACCACUACCUGUAAUACUUACACAAUCAGCGUUUUUUUUUUUGUUUUUUUUUUUUGUUUUUUUGUAGUUUAAGAUGGCUGGUUCUACUUGUUAUCAAUCACUGUGCUAAUCUUCACUAGCAGGCAUCUGUGCAUGUCCACAUGCUUUGCCAUAGAUGUAAACGCAACAGAUACACAGAAGCAGGAAUUGAAAUGAACCAAUAUUUUUAUUGUGCCCACAUAAAUGGACUAAAAGUGUUUUCCUUUAAAGAGAAAUCUUGCUUCAUGAUGACUUCAUCAUUUGAGGCUGACUUUAAUAAGAGCUGCUCAUGCCGCCUUUGUCCAAAGUUAAGAGAGUUUGUCAGGAUCUUUGGAGGGCUACAUUUAGAUGACUAUUCUUUUUCUUCAUGGAGUUUUAUAGGGGUUGACAUCCACAGUUAGUGCAUUGCCACCAACUGGAAUAUAUUAAUCUACCAGUGUAACAGUAUCUCCAGUGUCCACCAGUGUGCCCCCUUCAGGACGUAUCCUGCUCUAUAACAUGCAGACAGUGAACCAACAUACACUCUGAUUUAAAGGAUUGUGUCAUACAGACUCAAACAUCUGGAAUUCCCCACAAAUUAUCCAUUAUCUUUGUUAAUUUGCAAUCUACACUCUUAAAAACAUUGAGUUAAAAUCAACCCAAUUUGGGUAGUUUCCCAACCCAGCAGUGGUUAAAUAUUGGACAGAACACAUGCUGGGUUAAUUUUACCCAACUAAUUGGGUUGGUUCACUUAACCCAACAAUUUGGUUCUUUAAUCCAGGCAUUUGGGUUGUUAACAUUUAAUAUAAUAUUAAAUUAUAUAAUUGCAUCAGAUUUCAUAUAGCGCUUUGUCAAAGACCAUCAAAGCGUUUUACAUUGGAGACAUCAUUUAUUCGUUCACAUAGUCACACCUUGGUGGUGGUAAACUACCUUAGUCAAAGCUGCCCUGGGGCCAGUUUGCACCUACAGCCUCUCUGACCACCAACACACAACACUCAUAAUGACUCACCAGUGGAGGACACACACUGGGAGCAAGGUGGGUUAAGUGUCUUGCCCAAGGACACAACAGACAGACUUGGAAUAGGGGGGAAUCGAGCCACCGGCAUUCCAGUUAUUGAAUCACCACUCAACCGACUGAGCUACUGCUGCCCCUGAACAGCUCCCUUUCCAUUUUACUGACAGAGAAUGAACUUUGGAGUUUGUAAACAUUUGGCAGUUUUUUUUUGUUGUUUUUUUCUCUUAAUAUGGCUUUCUUGUCUUUUCAAAAUAAAAAAUACAGAACAGGAGGUUGUAUCUUGCAUCCACUCCACUCCACUCUAGGUCAAAAAGUCAUCCACUGAUUGUUCAUAUCAACCUGAAAGAUCAAGACAGUGGGCUCUAUUUUUGUGCCUCGCCGGAGACGUGCCACAGGCGCGGUGUAAGUCAGGUCCGCCGCACUGACAAGGCGUUCCCAAGCACAAUUUGGUAUUUUGGUGAGCAGCGCAGCCCGGCGUAAGUAUCCCCCCUCCCUAACUCAGCUCCUCCCAGCGGCGUAAGUCGUAGCGAGGGAGAAGGGAGGGCGUGGAGUGGGUUUAACAUAGCCGAGACCUGUUUUCACCAAUCACAUAAGCUCCUCUCCUUGCCUUUAAAUCCGCCACAGGCGAGGCGUAUUACCAUUUUCGUGAAGUAGUCAAAGAGAUCAAGAAAUGUCUGAAGACAGUAAGGCCACAAGAUGGCGACAGAAGGCAGCUCCUCAACAAGUGUCACUGUAAGCGCUGCAGAGGGCGUCCUCCACACUCUCUCAUAUGAGCACAGAUGGAUUUGGUGUGUGUAAUGUUGGACCCACUGGUAAGACAAACACCCUUUUCCACAAAUACAGACACUCACAUACAGUUGCAUAUAUUUAAACCUCACGUGACAAAGGUGGGUUGUGCGCACAGAUCACAACAUUAACUCCAAAAAUGGCAUUAAAAUCGGAACCAUCUGUGCGUAAAUGACGCAUCGCGCUCCGUGGCCUGGCUCUUUCUUUCAUAUAUGUUGGCAUAUAAAAUAAAUUUGCCUCACAAAACUGAAUAUUAUAAUACCCGUAUGUCGGCUUAAAGUAGAUAACGCAUCUGAGCACUGAAACAAAUCAUCUGUUCAGCCGCUGCAGCAGCAGGACGGAGAGAGGACAUGGAGACGUGUCCAGGUCGAGCUGUGCGAGCUGUGUGUCUAUUUACUAGAUAUUUAAUUUAAUUUUAUGCGAUUUCAGCUGUUUUGAUUCGGUCAGGGUUGUGUGUCCAAACGCGUGCCAAACGCGCUCAUCAGAUGAGAUAUAGAUCAGAAUAUAUCGAUAUAGAUCUAAAUGUAUGUGCUGACUCAGAUUAAUAGUUGUUGAUGAUUAUUUAUUGCACUGAAAUGUGCCUGACACUGUGGAAACCUGCCGGUGAGGCAUCAGUAACGUAUGCCGAUACGCCGCUGGUCUACCAAAAUACUACUAGACCAGCUGCGUUCCGCCUGCGCUGAAAGCCGAAAUCAGCCCUCUGAUACCUCCCUCGUACAGUGUUGUUCUACCUCCGAAAAAAAAGAUUAAGUGUUAUAGAGAGUUACUGGAAUUUUGUUUGGAAUAAUAUUUUUCAUGAAAGAUAAAAGCGAGUAGUGUAGCUUGCUUUUAACGUUUAACCAGAUGAGCUGAUUAUGCACUAGUUACUAGUUCUGUAUGGACAGUUAAGAAUCAUGCGAGCAGCUUUAUUUUGGGUUACUUGUAGCUUGUUUUGUGUUGUGUUGGACCAGAUGACUGCACCAUAAUCUAAAUGCGAUAGAACCACAGCUUGAGUUAGUUGUUUGAUUAGGUAACUUGGUAUAAAUUUCUUACAGUGUCUAACUACAGCUAUGCCUCUUCCCAUCUUUAAUACUCUCUGAUUAAUAUAAUUUUUCCAGGACAUUCUGUCAUCUAUGAUUAAACCUAAUAACUGUACCUCCAUUUUCUGUUCUAUGCUUUUAUCUCCUAUACUUACAUUUAAGAUCGGUGCAGCUUUUAAUCUAUGUUUCGAGCCCAACACUAUGGAUUUAGUUUUUUCAAUAUUGAGCACUAAUUUAUUUUCUGUAACCCAUUCCAUAAUUUGCUUUAGUUCUCUAUUUAACACAUCUUCUAACUCUUCUACAGUACUUGAUGAGGCAUAUACAGUGGAAUCAUCAGCAUACAUAACCAUUGUUGCAAAAUUCAACACACGUGGCAAAUCAUUUACAAAAAUUGAAAAUAAUAAUGGACCAAGGCACCUCCCUUGUGGCACUCCACAACUCACUGGUCUAAAUUCAGAGUAACUCCCAUUAAAGUAAACAGAACACUUCCUAUUUUCUAAGUAGCUCUUUAUCCAUUUGUUUGCAGAAUUAUCAAAACCAUAACAACUUAACUUGUUCAAUAAAAGGGAAUGAUCCAGAACAUCAAAUGCUGCAUUAAAAUCUAACAAUACAGCUCCAAUUAUCUUCUGUAUAUCUAUAUCUUUUGACCAAUCAUCCGUCAUCUGAGUUAAUGCAAUAGUUGUGGAAUGCCCCUUUCUAUAUGCAUGCUGAAAUACAGUGUUUAAGUCAUUAUUACAAAAGUACAUUUGGAUCUGUCCGUAUACUAUUCUCUCCAUAAUUUUACUCAGUGCUGGCAGUAAGCUUAUCGGUCGACUAUUUUUCCCUGAAAAUGUUUCUCUACCAUCUUUGGGUAGUGGAAUGAUCUUGGACAUUUUCCAUUCAGAAGGACAGAUACCUUUUUUUAGACUUAAAUUAACGAUAAAAGAAAUAGGUUAAGCAACCAGAUCUGCUACGGUUUUAAAUAACUUGACCUCCAGGUUGUCAAUACCUGCAGAUGUUUCGUUUGCUGCUUGCAAGAGUUUUACCACUGUGUCUGCCGUAGUUUUUUCAAAUUGGAAGUUACACAUUUUAUCAUUCAUUAUUUUAUCUUCUAUUAACUUACUUGAUAUGCAAUCUUCCUUUUUCCUGGUAUCCAUAUUAUCCCGCAAUUUCUGAAUUUUAUCAUUAAAAUAAGAACAUAGAUAGUUAGCUAUUUCUACUGGUUUAGUCAAAAUAUUUCCAUCAGCUUCCAAAAACGAUGGAAUUGAUUUACCGCUUUUUCCCAUUUAUCUAUUCAGGAUGUUCCAUAUUUUCUUACUGUCCAUUCUCGCAUCUAAUAUUUUAUAGUAUAGAUAUAAUAAUAUAAUAAUAUAAUAUUUUAUAGAUAGUACAUCUUUUUUUUGUUUUUAUUCAAUUUUGUUGCAUUAUUCCUUAACUUUCGAGAAACAUUCCAUUGUGACAAAUCAGCUGAUCUGAUUGCUUCUGCCUUUGCCUUAUUUCUUUGGUCCAUAAGCUCUUUAAAAUCCUGGUCUAACCAUGUUGCUACAUUUCUCACAGUUUGUUUUUUUGCAGGUGCAUGUUUAUCAAGUGGUCCUAACAAGCAGUUAAAGGCAUGCAGAGCCAAAUUAGGGUCUUCCUCAGUUAACACUGUUGACCAAUCAAUAUUUCUUACAUCCUCAUAAUAAUCGUUUUCAUUAAAAUUCCUUAACAUUCUUUUGAAUAUUAUUUUCUGACCAGUUUAAUCAAUUGCAACUAGAUUGUGGUCACUGCAGCCUACUGAAAGAGAUAUUGAUUGUGAGCAUAGCUCAGCAGCAUUUGUAAAAAUUAAAUCAAUGCAAGUAGAUGUUUUUAAAUCAUCUGCUCUGUAAAAUAUUCUAGUUGGCUUUGUAAUGACUUGUCUUAGAUUACAUGCAUCUGCAAAAGAGGUGUGGACUAUUCCCUCACUACUUCAUCAUCAAUUCAGCAGGUAAAAGGUCUGGAGUUGAUUCCUGGUGUGACAUUUGCAUUUGAAAUCUGUUGCUGUCAACUCUCAAUAUGAGAUCAGGAGAGCUGUCACUAUCAGUAAAGCAAGCCAUCAGUAGGCUGAAAAAUCAAAACAACCCCAUAGCAAAAAUAUUAGGUGUGGCCAAAUCAACUGUUUGGAACAUUCUUAAAAAGAAAAUGCACCAGUGAGCUCAGCAACACCAAAAGACCCAGAAGACCAUGAAAAACAACAGUGGUGGAUGACAGAGGAAUUAUUUCCCAGGUAAAAAAAAAACCCCUCCACAGCAGUUUGCCAGAUCAGGAACACCCUCCAGGGGGUAGAUGUAUGUGUGUCAAAAUCAACAACCAAGAGAAGACCUCACCAGAGUGAAUACAGAGGGUUCACCACAAGAUGUAAACCAUUGGUGAGCCUCAAAAUCUGGAAGACCAGAUUAGAGUUUGCCAAACAACGUUUUAUUCAAAGGGAUGGCUGGAGGAAACAGGAUUUAUGACCUAUACUGCAGCCCGUCACCAAAGGGUGCUGUUCUCGCAGCGGCUUUACCCAGCGAGGAGGCAGCCGAUGUCCAUUCUGUAUACAGUCUAUGGUGCUGAAUGUUGGUGAGCAGUUGUUGGUCAGCAGGGUGAAGGGCAGGGGACUACACACACAUCCCCGCAGGUCUCUUGUGCUUAAUUUGAUGGUGCUGAAGGUGUUAUUGCUGAUCUGUACAGUGUGUGGUCUCUCACUGAGGAAAACCAGCAGCCAGUAUCACAGUGAGAUGUUGAGUCCUAGCUGGUCCAGUUUGAUGAUGAUUUGUUGUGGAAUAAUAGUGUUGAAAGCUGAACUGAAGUUUAUGAUCAGCAUUCAUACAUAUGAGUCCUUAGUGUCCAGGUGGGUGAGAGCAGGGUGGAGAGCAGCACUGUAUUCAUCCUCAGUUGACUGGUUGGCUCAGUUUGCUAACUGGAAUGGGUCCUGUGUGGAGGGGAAGAUGGAUUUUAUAUGAGACAUGACUAACUGUUCAAAGCACUUCAUGAUGAUGGGGUUGAGUGUGACAAGGCGGUCAUCAUUGGAGAUUGGAGUGGACUUCUUUUGCAUGGGUAUGCAGGUGGUGGUUUUGGAGCAUGCUAGAACAACAGCCUGGCUCUGGGAAGUCUUACAGAUGUCUGUUGUUAGGAUACAUUGUAAAUAUGGAAAUGGUUUGACGGAGCUGCAUUAAGAAUUAAUUAUUGUGCCCCUUGAAGUCAUGUACUGAUGGAUAACAGGAAGAAGGAUAAAAGCUCCAGGGAGGCUGCAGAUCACCCUGUAUAAAGAACGGUAUCCAUAGUAUGAAGGUUUUAGCUUUGGCGUCUCUUGACAUUUGGUAAGUAAGGUCUCUUCAACUAAAAAAAGAUGUUUGUGUCCUGUUUUUGAAGGAUGUCGCACCCAUGGUUGUGAAAGAGGAAGUAUGCAAACUGAUAGUGUGAUUGCGGUUUGAACAUAGGGUGGGGUGUUAGAUAAUAUCAUUUAUAUAACUUGCUUAUUUAAAGACUCUGUUGCACAUUCUUGACUCAUUGUAAUCAAUAAAUAGAGCUUCAACUGAGAACUCAUCUGAAUCCUCGUCUUUCCUUCUUCCCAUUGACGACCACGCGGGAAAAGGGUUAAAGGUAAAUAAUACCAGUUAGUACUUUCUUUAUUGUGUUUGGGAAAUUAGACGUAAAAGUACUCCUUAAUGUGAAAGGGAAAACCACCCUUUUUUCAACACAGUGAAGACAUCUUACAUAGCCCCUAUGCGCAGUCAUGCAGCACAGGACCAGCAAUGUUGCGAGGACCAGCAGCCUUGCGGGUGUUGAUGCUGGAGAGUGUCCUCAUCACAUCCGCUGUAGACAGACACAGAGCCUUGUAGCACCCUAUAAUGUAAUAAUUUACUGAAAAUGUAAUAACACCUGAAAAUGUAAUAAAACCCAGUAAUGUAAUAAAAUAGUCUGACUGAUGUUGUAAUAACAUUUUUACCUAUAAUGUAAUGCCUCAUUACAUUAUUGGGAAUUUAUCACAUUUUCAGGAGUCUAUUUGUUUGUUUGUUUGUUUGUUUGUUUGUUUUCAAAACUGAUAAUGUUAAUGUUAAUUAAUGUUAAUGCAAAUCACUAUCUCAUGAAAACAACCACAAACAAACAAAACAACUUUCAGUAACACUUCAUUUGGACAAGAAAAUACAUAGGCAUUCAUAACACCUGCAUACACAUCACAUGACACCCAACAUAAACAUAGGCCGAUAUAUCCACUCAGCUGAUGGGGCUCUGCUCUGUCUCUAGCACAACCUGAAACCACUCUGCUCGCACCACACACAGACACUAGGGGUGCAAUAGAUCAAAAAACAUAUGGUUCAGACCAUUUCUCAGAUCAGAGUCAUGGGCCAGAUCAUUUUUCGGAUCAGUAAAAAACACUCUGUCUGUCGUGAGUGCAACAGAGGAUUCUCGGGAUAGUUCAUCCACAACAUUUUCUUCUGCUGAAGUGCGUGCGUGACGUGAUGUGGCAAUGUGGCUCAAGCACAAGCAUGCGUUUAAAGCCCUCUGCAGCUAUAAACACACUGAUAGCGAUUGGGUUGUGCAGCAAGGGGCUGCUUAAAUGCUGUGGUGAUAAACGGUUUUUAUGCAAUCGCUUAUCAAAAAAAAAAGGUCAUAUUACCUUCUUGUGCCACAGUGCCUGUACACACCGUCACUGUUUUAUCUGCUAACCUUUUUCCUUCAUUGUUAUAUUUGACAAGGAAGCCAAAAUGCUCUCACACAGGGGAUUUAAAUGAUGGAGGGCACUCAAGCUCCUCUGUUCCUCCACUUGCCAUGAGCAUGCUGCUCUAAAGUGUGUGGACUGAACAUGUGCACUUUUAAUUUUUUUCAUAAAUCAUUUCGCGGAUCAUGUCUAUGCCAAACAGAAGAUAUUGAUCUGAACGGAUCAUGGACCAAUGAUGAUCCGUUGCACCACUAACACACGCACACGCGCACACACACACACACACACACACACACACACACACACACACACACACACACACACACACACACACACACACACACUCAAGCAGCAGUGCCCAGUUCUCAUGAUUAUUGAGCCACACUCAGACAAUCAGAAAUUUCUGCCUUUAAAGAUGAGAAACAUGCAAAAUGAUCAUGUCAAUUUUAUUGAAGUUCUGUGAUUUUUCAUUUAUACAAGUAAAUCUCACAAAGUGCCAGUACGGCAGUAUGUCAACUGACCACUAUGCCACUUGACAUAGAGUAAGAUGUCAAAUUGACAUUGAAAUUGAUUUAAUAACCAUUUAUGAGUGGAUAUGUAGGCCUAUGUUUAUGUUGGACACCAUGUGAUGUGUACACAGGUGUUAUGAAUGCUUAUGUAUAUUCUCUUCAAAUGAAGUGUUUCUAAAAGUUGUUUUGUUGGUUUGCGGUUGUUUUUAUGAGGUAGUGAUUUGUUGGAAAUCUGUGAAGUGAAGAGGUUCAUUUAGGGAAGAAUUACCUGGGGUCUCCAGUGCUGCUCAGGAUCUGAGCUGGAAUUGUAGUCUCCCAAGGUCCAAGGUCCAUAACCCACUCAGUAGGACCAGGAUGUAGUUGCAUGUGUGAUACUCAAGGUCUGCAAUUUAACCCAAUAGUCAUUCUGUUGUUUCAAAGCUAGUGCAUACAACACUUUUAGACUCUCAAAACACAUAAUGUAGAACUCUGGACUGAAAAUGAACGUAUAUAUUACAUUAUCUGUCAAGUAUAACAUUAUCAGUUUUAAAAACAAAACAAAACAAAAAAAACUCCUGAAAAUGUAAUAAAUUCCCAAUAAUGUAUUAAGGUAUUACAUUAUAGGUAAAAAUGUUAUUACAAUAUCAGUCAUAUUAUUUUAUUACAUUAAUGGGUUUUAUCACAUUUUCAAUCGCAUUAAGUGCUAAUUUUCAUUACAUUUUCAGGCGUUAUUACGUUUUCAGGAAAUUAUUUCAUUAUAGGGUGCUACAGUAGUUCAAGCUUAGGGGGUAUAUGGGCAAAGGAUUUAUGCAGGUAUGUGUCCAGACAGGCCUUAACAUCUGAUCAUUAGUUUGAAUCACAUUUGUUUGGGAUGGGCUUGAGAUGGGCUAAUCUAAAACAAAACAACAAAAGCAACAACAAAAAUUUUACCCUAAUGCCGGGGUUUGUGGUCCUGCUGCUAAACAACUUGAAUGAUUUUCAUGUUAUUGUCUUCAAUAAUAAUAUUGUCUUCAAUUGUCUCCAGCACCUUAUUGUUUUCAGUGAAUAGAGCAAGUCAAAUAAACCUCAAGUUGCAAGAUUGUUUUUAGAGUGACCUUUAAUAAACCUGUGCAUGUACAGGUACAUAAGGUUUGUAAGCAUUUGUAAGUUUGUAAGAUGAGCUUAUCACUGAUAUUUAAUUAAUGGUUAAUUUGAUAGUCAUGGAGGGGUGGUACAGUGGUGAAGUGGUUAACACUGUCGCUUCACAGCAAGAAGGUCCUGGGUUCGAAUCCGGGUCAGGGUGUUUCUGUGUGGAGUUUUCCUGUUCUCCCUGUGUCUACGUGGGUUUACUCCAGGUACUCUGGUUUCCUCCCACAUCCCAAAAACAUGCAGAAGUGGGUUGAGGAUAAUUCGUCACUUACAAAUUGCCCAUAUGUGUGAAUAUCAGUGUGGAUGGUUGUUCGUCUCUAUAUGUCAGCCCCGCCACUCCUGACAGGGAAAAAGCGGUAGAAAAUGGAUGAGUGGAUGAUAGUUGUGUAAUCCCUUCAAAGUCAUAAAAAGGGGUCAGAUCUUGUAAAUGUUGCACAGCUGAUCUGAGGCUGGUUUUCUGCAGCUAUGGUCAUGGCACUCAGGUGGAUCCCUCUGGUCUUCUGUCUGGGACUGGUAAGUACAAGCCUUCACAUUUAUUCUGUGUAGUACUGACAUUGACCUCUUAUUAAGACUAUGAAUUCUCUUUAUUGAUUGAUGAAUGUACAUUCUGAUAUAUAUUUACCAGGCAGCAGCAAAGCUGUCAGGUGAUACAGGUAAGUCACAAUCUUUUUCAUGUAACUCUCUGUCACAUGGUAAAAAAAACAAACAAGCAAGUUAUUGGAUAUAAAUGACACUGAAGACUAUAUGAGGUUACUUUAAGUUAUAAUAAAUUUCCCUGCAAAUUCUGAAUCACUUGAUCUUCUGACAAUCUCAUGAUUCAAAUAUUGUCCACUAAGCAUUACCUGACUGCACUAUUUGUUCUUAUGUUUGUAUUUGUAUCUGUACACUAGCUCACUGAGGGAAGAUCUGCUGACUUACUGACUUACCUCUACAAAUUUAAGAAAUUAUAUAAAAUGAAAACAUUUUAUAGCAUACAUCCCAGAUUUGAAAUAGUCAUUCAUGUUCGUGCAGCAGGGUUCAUAGCAACAUUAAAUCAAUGAAUCAGGUACUGUAGUUUUGCGCCUACUUUAACAAUGUUUUAUUUAUCUACAGAAAUAGACGUUGACAACGGCCGUGACUGGGACAUCUUUAACAUCAACAAAGGUUUGUGUGCUUGAUUGUAAAAUUAUGCAACAGUAAGUCUAAAUACACCAAUACCAUGUUUCUUUGCAGCUGCUGGGCUAGACCUGCUGGAGGGAGACAUCGAACAAGAUGAGGUACAAUUAUUUGGAAAUUGCCAGCAUAUAGUGCCCUGGUUUUACAAAAGAAAAGGCCAAAAGUCCAUGAACAGAUAUUAAACCCUUGUUAUUUUUGUAUGGCAGCUUAGUAAGGCCAGCAGUUGCAAUAACACAAAGUUACAACACUUUGUAGAAAAAUUUGUACUCAACUAUUUCCAUCAGACAUUCAGCAGAAACACCAUCUUGGGUGAUGAGUAUCGCUGGCCAACCACCAUUCCCUACUACCUUGAGAACAACUUGGGUAAGACACUGUGCUAUAUUGAGGCUCAUACUCACAGUCAUUCCCCAUAAAUGCACUUGUACUUAGGUAUGUUUUUUAUGGUUUUCUGUGUCUCAUACUUUGUAAUGUUUAGAAAUGAAUGCAAAGGGAGUGAUCCUGAAGGCGUUCGAGCAGUACAGACUGAAGACCUGCAUCGACUUCACACCAUGGAGGGGAGAGCAGAACUACAUCUCUGUGUACAAAGGGAGUGGGUGAGCCAACUCUGAACAGCUCCUGUGGCUUACACUUUCACAUUGCUCUGCCUAAUUUUUUGGUUUCUUGCUUGGAAAUGGAUUUGGAUGCAAAUUCAUUACCCUCAAAGACACCAUGGCUUUAGGGACACCAUGGACUCUAUUUUCGUGCCCGCCGGGUGCGGCGAAGGGUGGCCCACAGCCAGUUUGGUAUUUUCGUAAACUGAGGCGUACCGAGGUCCGCCAAGCUGGGCGUGGUGGCGCAGUAGGGGGAGGUGUUGACAUAAUCAGCUGGCCCAGUGACAUUUUAGUGCCCGCUGGUGGCGUAAAAAGUGCGCUGAAAGCUCACCGAUUCAAAACUGGUCAGCUUUCAGAGUUGGUCUAGUGGUAUUUUGGUAGACCGGCGUCAUAGUGUGCACACUUCACCAAUGCCUCACAGGCAGGUUUCCACAAUGUCAGGCACAUUUCAGUGCAAUAGAUAAUCAACCACAAUCAAUAUUCAGUGCAACUAUCUGAGUCAGCACAUACAUUUAGAUCAAAAUCAAUAUAUUCUGAUCUAUAUCUCAUCUGAUGAGCGCAUUUGGCAGGCAUUUGAACAGUCAACGUGACCAAAUUAACACAGCAGAAACUGCAUUAAUUUAGAAUUCCAGUAAAAAGUCACACAUAAUGAAAUUAACAAGAUAUUUAAUUUGUCCUCCACCCCCUUCCUCUCUUCCUCUUCUCCCUAGCGCAGCUCGACCCAGACAUGUUGCCAUGUCCUCUUCCCGUCCUGCUGCUGCAAGGCUUAUUUAUUUUGAAAAGUUGAACAAAAAAAUAAAAGAAAUUUUCUUUUAAAAUUACCAAUUCAUCUAAUGUUCUCACAGAGUUAUGGCCACAUACAAAUAUUAUAAUAUUUAGUUGCGUGAGCCAAGUUCAUUUUAUAUGCCAAUAUCAAUAAAAGAAAGAGUGUGAUGCGUCUUUUAUGCACAGGUGGUUCUGAUUUUAAUUCCAAUAUUGGAAUUUGUUUACGUUGUGAUCUGUGUGCACAACCCACCUUUGUCACUCGGGGUUUGAAUAUAUGUAACUUGAUGUGAUUGUCUUUGUUUGUGGAAAAGGGUGUUUGUCUUACUAGUGGGUACACACACCAAAUCCAUCUGUGCUUAUUUGAGAGAGUGUGGAUGACGCCCUCCGUAGCGCUUACCGCGACACUUGUUGAGGGGCUGCCUUCUGUGGCCAUUGUACGGCAUUGCUGUCUUCAGCCAUCUCUCGAUCUCUUCGACUUCUUUACGAAAAUUGUAAUAUGCCUCACCGGUGGCGGAUUUGAAGGUGAGAAGAGGAGCUGAUGUGAUGGGUGAAAACAGAACUAGGCUGUGUCAAACCCACUCCAGGCCUUAUUCCCUCCCUCUCUACUACAUAUGCUGCUGGGAGGAGCUGCCACCAAAAUAACAAAGUGUGCUUGGUCACGCCUCAUCGGCAGCGGACCUGACUUAUGCCACGCCUACACCACACCGCUGGUGAGGCAUGAAAUUAGAGCCCCAUGGCUUUAGAGACCACUGUCACUUGUCACACAUCUUGCUUCCUCUCUCUGUAGAUGUUCCUCUUAUGUAGGAAACCAGCACAAGGGAAAGCAGCAGCUCUCCAUUGGUGAAAACUGUGAUGACCUGGGAAUUGUUGAGCAUGAGUUCCUGCAUGCUUUGGGCUUCUGGCAUGAGCAGUCAAGAGCUGACCGGGAUGAUUAUGUCCAGAUCAUUUGGGAUCACAUUGAACCUGGUAACACUGUCACAUACGAACUGUUGCUACAUGCAGGGGCGCUGCAAGGGAUUCUGGAAUCCAUGAAAAGAAGUUAUACAGGGCCCCCAACACAGAAGGCCAAAAUUGUUGAUGCUUUUUUACAUAAAACUAUGCAUUUUUAUGUUACUAGUUUCUGUACACUCAUUUAGUCAAUCCUCCACAUCUGAAUUCCCUCACUAAACAUGUAAACUGCUCUUAUUGGAUUGAGAUCAGUCACCCCAGUCUACUGCACACACAACAUAUUUUUCCGUUCUGUUCCUAUUGCACUUAUCCUAUUUCAGUGGUAGCUGAAUUAAAACAAAAUAAAAACAGUUGUGCUUUUUAAACCAUUAAAAUUGUUCAGAAUAAUUUUUAUUUUAAUAUUUUCCUUUACAACAGAAUCCUCUUUUGUGUGUAUUGUUUUGUGACUGUGAUCAAGAAUAUUAUGAUUAAUCCAAAACACACAGCUGCUCACCUCCUUCCUCAUGUGGGGGCACUGGGGGGCUGGUGGAGUUGGGGACUGACAGACAGCUGCUUCUGUUUGGAAGGAGGCAUCGUUUUGACAGAGGGGAGGUCAACUAAUUGAAUAUAAGCAGCGAGUUUUCUUGAGCUGACAUGGGGAGAAAAGUGAGCUAGCUUAAAAACCAUAUACAAGGACAAAGUUAAUAUUACAUAGCUUUCCACUACAUGAACCACUCAUAAACCCACCUUUCAUUGUGAAAUACUGUGUGACAUGCUGUCGACCGUUUAGUUCUUUCUCCUCUCCUAGUUUCCUUUCUUUGUAUUUUUGGCUGCCUAAUUUUUUUUAUAUUUAUGAUAUCUUUACUACCACUCCUUAGCCGCUCUGGUUCAGGCGACUGUGACAUACAGCUGCGCUGCCAGCAGCUGAUUCAGUCGGACUGAACCAUUUUACAUAAAUAGAGAGAGGGGGCCGCGGCCAUUAUAGUUUCCAAAACAAAAAAAAGUUAUUGUAACCAGGACGCUGUAUAUAGAAUAUCUGUGAUUAAACAUUACUUAUAACUUAGAGUCAUGUUAUUCUAUUUCAUUAUAUCUUUAUUAGGGGCCUCUCUGGGCCCCUCUCAAUCAUGGGCCCUUAUAAUCCUUCUCUUUUUUCCCCCCUUGUCGGCGCCCCAGACCACAUGUAAUAUAACACAGCUGGAAAAUGUGUAAAACAAUUUAAAAAGUUUUCUGAUGUUUUAUUUUUUUGUCCAGGCAAAGAGCAUAACUUUGACAUACAAAAUGACACAGUGUCUAGUGCCCUGGGUGUUCCCUAUGACUACGGCUCAGUGAUGCAUUACAGCAAGUCGGACUUCAGCAUUGACUCUGACCCCACUAUCAUGACCAAGAUCCCCAAGUUCAUGAAUGUGAUUGGUCAGAGGAUGGGCUUCAGUGCCAGUGACCUGACAAAACUGAACCGCCUCUACAACUGCAGUGAGUAAUCUCAGCCUUUUAUUUCCUUUUUAAAAAAGUGGAUCACAGAGGGAACAACAUGGUACAGACCAUUAAGUACUGAACUUUUUAACCUAAUAGAAGGCACAGAUAGAGGCUUCUAACAUCACCUGCCCAAGAGCAUGUAAUAGAUCACAGUAAACACAGAUGUUUAUAGCUAAUUGAGGGCAAUGUUAAAAAAAAUCAUUCACAAAGUUUCCCCUGAUACAAUAAAGCAAAAGUUCUUACAUGGCCAACAAGUUAAUAAGUGCUUUGCUAACCUGUGUGACAUAAGCUACCAUGUAAAAGUCAACCUGUUGGACUGCUGGUGAUGUCCAAUAAAACCAUGCAAGAUAGAUCUGAAUACUACAUACACCAAAAUAUAACUAACCCACGCAAAACUGGCUUUUACUGACAAGAUGCUUCUUGAGUUUGUUGACAAAUGCCUCACUUACUUUGUUAAUCUCUUAUGUAGCCACAAUGGCCAUCUUACAGUUACUAUUCCUGUCUUACUUAUUCAGCACAACAAUUUGCAGAAUAAGUCUUAAUUCAGUUUCACCUCAAGGGAAAAACUAGUACCAAAAUAAGGCAUCAAAGGACAGAUGCUGACAACAUUGCAUAUUCGCUGCAUUUGUUGCUGCAAUGAUUUUCCUUCUCUCAAUUUAGCACAAAUCAUCUAAAAAUUAUUGCAAUGUUUUUAGAGUAAAAAACACAAGUAUGAUUUAAUGAAACGCUGCUGGUCUAGUAGUAUUUUGGUAGACCCGCAGCGUAUCAGCAUACGUCACUGAUGCCUCACCAGCAGGUCUUCACAGUGUCAGGCACAUUUCAGUGCAAUAAAUAAUCAUCAACAACUAUUAAUCUGAGUUAGCACAUACAUUUAGAUCUAUAUAGAUAUAUUCUGAUCUAUAUCUGAUCUGAUGAGCGCGUUUGGCACGCGUGGACACACAACCUGACCGAAUCAACACAGCUGAAACCGCAUUAAAUUGAAUUAAAUAUCUAGUAAACAGACACACAUGAUGAAGUUAUUUACUUUAAGCCUACAUACGGAUAUUAUAAUAUUCAUUUUUGUGAGGUAAAUUUAUUUUUUAUGCCAACAUAUAUGAAAGAAAGAGCCAGGCCACGGAGCGCAAUGCGUCAUUUACGCACAGAUGGUUCUGAUUUUAAUGCCAUUUUUGGAGUUAAUGUUGUGAUCUGUGUGCACAACCCACCUUUGUCACGUGAGGUUUGAAUAUAUGCAACUUUAUGUGAGUGUCUUUAUUUGUGGAAAAGGGUGUUUGUCUUACAAGUGGGUCCAACAUUACACAGACCAAAUCCAUCUGUGCUCAUAUGAGAGAGUGUGGAGGACGCCCAAUGCAAAGCUUACAGUGACACUUGUUGAGGAGCUGCCCUCUGUCGCCAUCUUGUGGCAUUACUGUCUUCAGACAUCUCUUGAUCUCUUUGACUACUUCACAAAAAUGGUAAUACACCUUGCCUGUGGCGGAUUUAAAGGCAAGGAGAGGAGCUUCUGUGAUUGGUGAAAACAGGUCUCGACUGUGUUAAACCCAUUCCGCGCCCUAGCUUCUCCCUCACUACGACUUACGCCGCUGGGAGGAGCUGAGUUAGGGAGGGGGGAUACUUACGCCGGGCUGCACCGCUCACCAAAAUACCAAAUUGUGCUUGGGAACGUCUUGUCAGCGCGGUGGACCUGACUUACGCCGCGCUUGCGGCACGUCUCCGGCGAGGCAUGAAUAUAGAGUCCAUGAUGUCUUUAUGAAAUGACUACAAGAGCAGAGCAAGAAUCCUAAAAUCAAAUAAAUAUAUCUGCCCAAACAGCAGGUUAGAUACUUGAGUAGUUGCUAAAGGAAUUAACCCUGUUACCUCCAGAUGUUAAACUGGCUUGGCAAUAUAAUGAAACAUAUAAUGCUGCUGUAAUUGUUACAUCAGAGGUCUGUACUGACACAAAAUGCUGUUUGAGAUAUGACAGUUUCUUAUGCAACACCCUAAUCAGUCUGUGACUGAUUCUUGAAUGACUUUACCAUUUGAAUGUGUUAUUUAUGCAAAAAUCUAAUGUAGUACACCACAUUUUCACAACUCUACAGGUAAAAGAAAAAAUAAACAGUAAAUCAAAGACUCUUCAUGAAAUAAUACAGCUGAUUUGUUUUUGUUUUUAUCUCCACAGCCAUGUCAUCUACCUUUGUGGACAGCUGUGACUUUGAGGAGGACAACAUCUGUGGGAUGAUUCAGGGUCCUGGAAACAGACACUGGCAGCAGCUUAGCUCUGUUAGUGGAGGGCCUCAGACUGACCUCUCCAACACGGGACAAUGCAAAGGUAGGGUCUGUAUUUGCCGUUCAAAUAGCUAGUUGCUGGAUGAUAAAUCUGGAAUCUAAAACCUCUCUUUUUAAAUAAACGACUCAAGUGGUUCUGGAUAUUCCCCCUAUGAUGGCGACAGUAGAACAUUUUUUUAUGACCGCAGACUGUACACAUUAACAUCUCUGUGUAGUUGCUGUUGCUCAUUUAACAGUUAUAUAAAAAAGCUGAUAUCCUUAUCUUAUCCAUUUGAAGUCUAAGGAUAUUUCAAAGUAAAGUUUCCUUGUUCAAGGUAUAUCAUAUAAAUUAUGGCUCAAACAUCCUUCAGUUCUGUCUUUCCCUCCUCACAGGAAAAGGUUUCUUCAUGCACUUCAGCACAGUGUCUGCUGAACCUGGAGACCAUGCAUUUCUGGAGAGCCGUUGGCUUUACCCCAAACCUGGAGCCCAGUGUCUGCAGUUCUUCCUUUAUAACAGCGGUGCAAGCGAUGAUGUUCUUAAUAUCUGGGUACAAGAGUAUGACCAGGAAAACCCCAGUGGUAGAAUGAAGCUCUCCAAGAGUAUCUCAGGUAAUAAAUGUGAAAUAACAUGCAUAUGCCAGAAUUAACUGUAAGGAAUUUACCCCUCCAUGACUACAGUGGCUCCACAUAACACUUUGACUGCAUUAAUAUUUACCAGGGUUUGUUUUCAACCAGUUCAAGUAAAUAUAAUUUGAUCAAAGUUAUUUAGAGAUUUUAGCCGUGACCACCAGAAACCAGUACGUCAUCUUUGUAGGUGGAGUCAUGGGCUCCUGGGAACUGCACAACAUCGAGCUGGAUGUGAAAAACAAGUCCCGUGUGGUCUUUGAAGGGGUACGGGGAAAUGGUCCAUCCACAGGAGGUUUCUCCUUGGAUGACAUUAAUCUGUCAUCCACCAAGUGUCCUCAGCACAUCUGGCACAUCCGCAACAUAACUCGCUUGAUGAACACCACACCAGUAGGAAGUAAACUUUACAGCCCUCGAUUCCUGUCACCAUCAGGAUACUCAUUCCAGGUGAAUGGUACACUUGUAUUUCAUCCCCUCACUUUUAAGUGUAUGAAUAUGUUAAUAUAUGUUAAUAUGUUAGCUAACUUUUUAAUCAAAACAUCUGCAGCUCAAGUCUCAACUUCAAAGUUUUUUGGUUUUGGAGAGGUGAAAUCCAUAGACUACAACUGUUCAGCAUGUUUACUGUUGCUGAGCAAUAACUGGAUAUUCUUUUCACCGGGGAGGCAUGACGCAAAUCAUUUAUUACAAGAUUUUUUUUUAAAAGCUGUCAUGCACCCAGACUGACAAACUUAGCAGAUUCAUACACUGAGGCAAAAAUUUUACAAUUGCAAGAUAGUAACACAGUAAGAUAAGAUAAGAUACUCCUUUAUUAGUCCCACAAAGGGAAAUUCCCAUUUAAUGGCAGUGCAAUAGAGUGGUUGGCUACUUUUUACUAGUUGCUUUCUUCAUUUUGACCAUGACUUCUUUGGUCUGUAGGUAUGUGUGUAUCUUAAUGGAAGAAGUGACUGUCCAGGCUACAUGGCCAUCUUCCUCCAUCUGACCUCAGGCCCAAAUGACCACAACCUUAAGUGGCCGUGCCCGUGGCAAAUGGGGACUAUGGCCCUGAUGGAUCAGCAGUCUGAUGUCAGACAGCAGAUGAACAUGCACCGCAUGGUCACCACAGACCCCAACAAGAUGUCGUCUGAUGGUAUGGACCUGUUCUGCCAAAUAGUGUAAUAGAUUAACGAGAGGAGAUAAUCAUUCAACUCUCACAAUAUUUUAACUCUGACCAUAAACAUUUUCAAAAACCCAACCAUGUAGGAUUUUGAGCAUUAAUACAGCCACGUGAUUGGCUAUUAGGAUGUAACUGAUAGGCAGAGGCUGCAUUACAGAGAGCCAAUCAGUCCUAACUGAUCUCAUUCACAUUCCUUAAGCUAUGCUAAGUGCAUGUGGUUUGGUCUGGUGAGUACUGCAUUAUACUGCCAGCCCUCUGAUUGAUGUCAGUCAUCACUUCCAAUUCAGAGAAAACUGACUUCCCCACUGAGCUACAAAUAAAAGGGUCAAAUAAAAGGAAUUCAUCCAAGUGGACUUUUACUUUGGAUGAGAGCAGAAAUUUCUCUUACUUCUGGGUGAAAAAAGGGUCCUUGUAGAAAGUCCUCAUAGCAGAUUUAUAGAAAGUGUGCAUGCUCUGAAUGACAGCUAGUCAUAGAAGAGAAGAACAGGAUUUCACUGAUAUGAACCAAGUUUGGUGAGACAUACUUGAAGGGUGUCUUAUUCAUUUUCUAACACUACAGCCAGUCUUCAUAUUUGUUAAACUGGAUUUUUUUUUUUCCCCACAGGAAGUGAGUACUACUGGGAUGACCCCAGAAAGGUGGGCUCUAAAGUGACCUCAUCAGAUGGCAGCUCUUACUAUCGAGGCCCAGGUUGGGGGAUAAACACCUUCAUCACCCACAGCAGACUGAAGAGCAGAAACUACAUCAAAGGCGAUGAUGCUUUCUUCCUCCUCAGUCUGGAAGGUGUGGAGUCUCUCAGACACAGGAUAGGACCAGGACUUUAAACACAAAUGAACCCUCAACAAAGAUCCUCUGUCUCUUUUUGUCUCUAGAUAUUUCUGAUCUGCUGGAGUCUCAGCCUCCUCCAGAUGAUGCCAUGUUGAAGGCUGCAGACCAAGAUGCUCCACAGAGGGCUGCUAAUAACCCAGCUGUGGUAACAGCCAUCGCAGGGACUGUGGGGGCAGUCACAUUGCUGCUUUGUGCGCUGAUCUUGGCAAAAACCUGGAAGAUAAGCAGGUGAGGGGGCAUGCCAGGGUUCAUGGGAGGGAUUGUGGUCUUAGGAUUAGCCAAGAUAAUAGAAAUCUAGGCUUAUAAUAUUUCACAGUGCUGAUUUAGGCCAUGCAUCUGAAGCAAAGUGCCAUGUCUCCAAUAUUAAAUGUGUCUCUGAUAUUUUUUACAGGAAAACCCAACAAAAGGGUUACCGUUCUCUCUCAGUCAAUGACGUCUGA